Maylandia zebra (zebra mbuna) is the source of this 7649-nucleotide messenger RNA. It is a transcript of the gene ntn5, whose product is annotated as netrin 5. Gene Ontology annotation, biological process: motor neuron axon guidance; tissue development; dendrite development. Gene Ontology annotation, molecular function: protein binding. Gene Ontology annotation, cellular component: basement membrane. Lineage: Eukaryota; Metazoa; Chordata; Actinopteri; Cichliformes; Cichlidae. The record is from RefSeq and is a predicted model, not a curated record.
CGUUGCCCCCUCCCGGCAGGUUUGCCUUCUGCUCAGCUCUCCUCUGCACACCGAGCUGGAUGUCCGGACACUUGCUGCGCUGCUCUUAAUGAUCAGGAGGCACCGCGGGAGCAGGAAGGAGAAGCACAGCGACGACGCACAUGGCUGGAUGACAUGAUGUUCCAACCCUUUUCCCCUCCUCCCUCCACCUCUUUUUGUCCUGUUUUCCUUCUACUCCUCUUCCUCUGUCUUUCCCUCAUUUCCUCUUCCCUUCCCCAACCGCCGUUGAGCUGGAAUUCACCUAAUGACCCCUGCUACCACACAGUUGGCCGUCCGCGACACUGCCUGUCAGAGUUUAUCAAUGCUGCCUACGGGGUUCCAGUCAACGUGAACCACUCGCUACAAGGAAAUGACUAUGACAGCCACAUCACCACCUUAACCGACCUCAACAAUCCCCACAACCUCACAUGUUGGAUGGCCGAUGCAGGUACUGACACAGGAGACUGGGUCCUUACCCUACCGCUGGGCCGCCGCUUUGAGAUCACAUACAUAAGUUUUCAGUUCUGUCACCAAAGGGAGCCAUUGGACCCCAUCUCCAUUUCCAUCCUCAAGUCGAUGGACUUUGGGCGCACCUGGAGGCCAAUGCAGCACUACUCCAGCGACUGCCUCAGGAACUUCAAGCUACCUUCACAAACAGUGGCCCAAACGAGACAUCAAGAAACAGAGCCCCUCUGCUCAGACCCACGCCCUCUACAGAAGCAGCGAGGAGGCAUGGUGUUGGCCUUCUCCACUCUGGAUGGACGGCCAUCCUCUCCUGAUUUUGACUAUAGCCCCACUCUCCAGGACUGGGUGACAGCCACCGACAUUCGCGUGGUCUUCCAUAAGGUGUCCAGUGAGGUGAAGAUAGGCCACAUGGAUAAGACGGAAGAAGAAAGAUGGCUUGACCGUGGACACGACAUCAGAGAGGCUGGUGUUGUGAGAUGGAGAACGGACUUCAAGGAUCAGACUGGAGAUCAGGUGGACAAGUUAAACACAGAAAAUACACUGGCAUUUUUUGACAGGGAGACAAAAAACUCAGAGACAAGGGUGAGGAACAAAGGGGUUAGAAUAGAUAAGCAAGUCAGGAAGGGCCAUUAUAAAAGCUCAGGUCAAGAUGAAGACGGGCACAACGUCACCAGCAAGGAAGGGGGGGACAGUUUCAGCAUGGACACUCUCACUUCUCCUAAAAAGGGCGGGAAAGGCAGAGGGCGUGGCCGCAAGAAGGAAAACAAUCAUUGGCUGCCUUGCCCCAAUGGAGAUUGCAAUUGGACAGUUGAGGGGCGGAGCAGAAACAACAAAGGGCAGGAGCUGAGGAAACGGAGGAACAACAAUCACAAUACAAGGCCGAGGAAUCUGCAGGCGGCCCAACCUUCUGCUUUUAAGCCCCCCGGCCGAGCUCCUUUUGCCCUCUCGGACCUGCAGGUCGGGGGCAGGUGUAAAUGUAACGGACACGCUUCCAGGUGUCGCCGCGACGACACGGGUCGUGCAGUGUGUGUAUGCAAGCAUCACACAGCGGGGCCAGACUGUGAUGUGUGUGAGGACUUCUACUUUGACAGACCAUGGCAUCGAGCUACGCCCACUAACCCAAACCCCUGUGUUGCCUGUGAGUGUAACGGCCACUCCAACAAAUGCCGCUUCAGCAUGGAGGUGUUUCAGCAGUCGGGCCGGCGCAGUGGAGGCGUGUGUCAGAAGUGUCGCCACCACACGGCCGGACGCCACUGCCAGUACUGCCAGAAUGGAUACACCCGCAACCACAAAAAGCCGCUCAGCCACCGCAAAGCCUGCCAACCGUGUCAGUGCCAUCCUGUGGGGGCAGUGGGUGGCUGGUGUAACCAGACGUCUGGUCAGUGCCUGUGUCGACGAGGUGUGACCGGCCUCAGGUGUAACCGCUGUGCCCCAGGAUAUGAACAGGGGAAGUCUCCUUUACAGCCCUGCAUACGAAUUCCAGAAGUUGCUCCAACUCCAGUGUACCAACCUCAGUACAGCAUAGCGGAGGAGUGCGUUUCAUACUGCCAGCCUUCUCAGGUUAAAGUCAAGAUGAACUUGGAGACCUAUUGUCGAAAGAACUAUGUGCUGAAGGUGCAGGUGAAAGGUAUGGAGCGCUCAGGUCCCUGGUGGCAGUUUUCCAUCUUGGUGCAAGUCGUCUUCCGCACUGGGUCCCACGCCCGCAUUCGCAGGGGCUCUCAGUCCCUUUGGGUCCCUGACCGCGACCUUGGCUGCGGCUGCCCCGCCCUCCAGGUGGGUCGGACAGUCCUCCUGAUCGGAGCAGAUGAAGGAGAGCAGCCCUGGGUGCCAGAGGAGAAGCGCCUGGUGGCAGAUCGCUCUACUCUAGCCCUCCAGUGGCAGGAACACUGGAGCCCCAAACUCAGGGCUUUCCGGGGGCAGGACAAGAGGGGCCGCUGUCCACCAAAACAGGCAAACAACCACCAGCGCUACAGGGAAAACCCAAAACCUCAGUCUGGUUAUGUCCCCCCUCACUUGCUGACUGAGAAAGAUGUCGAGCCUCACGCUGCAAACACACACAAGACUGAAAGCACAGAAGUGCCGCACAUGUUCAAAGUUAAAUCCACUGAGGCGACACUACCCUCUUCUUCUUCACCCAAUCCAGUGUGUUCUACUCAAAACCCUUCAUGAAAACUUUAACAGUGAGAAGAUUUAAAGACUCAAAUUCUAUUAUAUUGAAAUUCUCAAAAAACAGAAGAACUACAAGGAGUAAAAUGUACAUUAUUCCAUUUUUUUGUCAGUGGACUUGACAAUCAGGUGAGAAGAAAGCUCAAAGAAACCCUUCAACACCGAAACACAUACCCACCUUUAGGUUUAUGUACAUUCUUAAGAGGUUAAUUAUUGCAUAAUGAGUUUUGCAGCAACAUAAAGUGGUAUCACUCAGUGAUGAUGAAUCUGUGAGACUAAAAUGGUGAAAUGUAAAAUGAAAGUAUCAUUAUUUUAAUAUUUCUACUAAGGAAAAUUCUGAAAAUUAAAGUCUGACUGAACUUUGAAAAAUGUCAAUUAGCAUUUUGUCUUGAAAAUCUAUAUUUAGAUCAUAUUUAUUUAUUGAAUUGUUUAGCUAAAGUGAAAAUAUUACAAUAAAUGACAUCAUAAAAGUAUUUACAAUAGUAAUUAACAUAAUGACAAAUGGUUUAGUUAAUGUGCAAAAAUGUGAUUGAUUUUUUUUUUUACUAGUAAAUAUUUUAUUGUAAAUUGCCCAUUAUACCAUUUUAGACUUUAUUUUUAAUUCACAUGUAAAUUUGGGAAAAGCAAAUACUGAAAAGUAAUCUCUGAAGCAAUUUCACUAAAUUAAAAUAACCGAGCAAAGUUGAAAGUCAUGUAGCUCACAUGGAUAAUUACAACAGAAUGUGUCUGUUAUGUAAAACCAUGCUGGAGACUGCAAAUUUGCAUUUAUUAUAAAUAACUAAUAUUUACUAUUACAUCGAUGCUGUAGUUUUACAGUUUAAAUCCAAAACUUUCAAAACUAAACAGAUUAAUUAAUACAUUAUUUAUUUAUUUUGCUGAACUACUUACAUUUGUUCCCCUUUAAUCAACUUGAAAUAUUUGCAGAAUAUGUAUAUCCCACGUAAAAGUAUAAUUUCAGUGUAUUUAUUUUUGUUAUUUCUGUCUGAUAUGGACAUCAGUUAAAAUAGCCUUCAUAACGUGUUGCUCAGAUUGUGUUUUUUUUUACCUUCAUGUAAGAAAAACAAAGCUGUGACACCACGAGUGCAUUGGGCAGCCGGGUUAGCACAGACAAGAUAUUAUUAUAUUAUUAAAUUCCAUUUUUAAAUUUGACAAAUAUCUUUACUCUUGCUUGUCUAAAAUAAUGAAAUUAAAAAACUGAAAACUGAAAUUUUUCAUUUAGGCUAAUUCAAUUUAGACAAAGAAAACUCAUUGAUUUUUAAAUUAAAACAUUUAAAUAAGAACACUUUAUUAUGUAUGUACAUAUAGUACAUUUCAAUUCUAAAAAUGUAAAAAAAAAAUUGCUUUAAUUUUCUUUUUGAGUUUCUUUCUUUCUUUUCGCAUGCAUUUCAGUAGUGGGAGACGAAAAACCUCACUGCACUCACACCUUUAAUUCAAACUGUACAAUGUUUGAUGAAAAGAGACUUUAUCUACAAUCUGUUCCCUCACUGGACAGCUGACACAAAGACCAAACUAACUUAACCUCAUUUUCUAGGAAUCCUCAGAUACACCAUAAGGAGCCCAGAUACGGAUCUAAAAAACAUCGGUCCAACCUGUCGUCAUGACUUCUGUUUCCAUUUGGGAGAUAUCGCGUCAUAGCCCAGGGGAAAUGGGGGGUGGUUGGAGGUUAUGAAGACAGAUGGAAGAGUUCCUAUUUGUUGAGCAGCCACCUUGUUUUGGUGGGACCUGUGUCAGCGAUUGGCUGUGCAGCUGUGGUGAAGGCUAUGAUUGAAAAUAAAGAGAGAAAAAUAGACUCGCUGACUGAUGACCUCGCAGCGGGACUGAACAUACAGUACACCGAAGAGUGUGUGAGACUGUUUUGGGGCCUCUUUUCCUUUUCUUAUGAGGUCCAAACAUCCGUGCAACCAGCUGGCAGCUUACCAUGCUAAUUAUGCUUCCAAACAAGCUGCUCAGAUGUCUUUAUACAGUAACCCAACAUGCAGCAUGUUUUCUGUACACUGUCUUUAAUCAUUUACCAGAAAAAAAACAUAGACUUAGUUUUAUACUUAUUCAAAUACAAACUCUUUUUUAACCACUUAGGGUGACCUUUGUAAGAAAUCAGUCAGAUUUAAGUGCACAUUCACAAUUCUGUACUUGUGAAGACCUUAAAUAUCUCAUUUUGACGGAUCUAUAUUCAUCACACAUAUUCUUCAACACCUUAAACUCAGUAAAUGGAAUGACAACAAUACUAUAAAUAUUACAUGAAAACAGCCAAAAAUGUCAGAAAUACAAAAAGAGAAAAUUUUAAUAAAGUUUAAUGUAAUCAUCUUUGGCAUUUUUACUGACCUAUAGUUUUUUCAAAAAAACAACUGUAGUCAUUUCAUAAUGUGUGUUGAUUCAGACCAUUCAUCUAAGUGUCUUUGACUAAUACUUUGAUGCUAGCUGGUGAUAAAAAAGCUCUCAAACAAUACAUAUAAAUGUUAAUUACACAAUAUGUGUGGAUAUGUGUACUGUGUGUACUAUGUAAAGUGUUUCAGAUAUAAACCGUAAAGAGAUGUAAUGUAUGGACCAUCUUUUUAGCAUCUUUCAGCUCACUGUUUUGUUUUUAAGGCGUUCAAUAUACUGUUUUGGUUCACUUUCACUGCUCUAAUUAGCACGCUUUCAACAGCAGGCAGCUGUUUUCAGUUUAAAAAAAUUCAAAACACAGCUGUACACUACCAGGAAAACAGCAGACAGAAAAACUUUGGCAAUUAACUGGCAAACACAGUGGAUCAUUUAGUAGCUAAAAACAGAUAUUGUCCUCAGGAGUUGGUGGAGACCAAAAUAUAGCUACAAGUAGAGUGAUUAUCAGGUGGAUGCAAACAUACUGCAAGUAAUUUCUUGGUAUUCUGUGUUUUUCAAAAUCCAGUGAAAGUGAUAAAUAACUCAUGUCAGGUUUGUGUUUCCAGCUUGCAAACAACAACAAAUUGUAGCAAAAACCAUCCAAUGUCACGUUUUCGUUUUGGCAGCUAAAAACAAGAAAAGGAGUUUCUGCACCCUGAAACACCAAACAACCCAAAACGAGAAGGGCACGGCUGUAAAAGUUAACAGUGCGUAACACACAAAUUAUGUGUGUGUGUCAGAGGAAAAAAGUGCAAGUCAACACAUGCACAAUCAUGUCUCGGUGUGUGUGCGUGUGUGUGUGAAGCACCUGCUGCGUUGCUGCAGGAAGCACCUGUCAGCAGUCGUCUCCGCGGUGCAGCCCCUGUCGACAUGAGGGUUUGAUCCCAAAACUCCCCAAACACACACACUUACACCGACACUAACAGACAACUUAAGCCAGUGGCUCGCUCUGCAGCAGGGGCUUCGCAUAGUCUGCGGCUUUGCUCCAGUUAAACUGACAACAUGUUCUUUUCUGAAGCGCUGUGGAUGGGGGUAGGCUCCCUGUUUUGGUGGCAUGUGGGAAAAAAGGAGAUCAGAUUCUUCUUCUGCAGAACGGGAAGCAGCAGUGUGUGUGUUUGUGAGCGUGUGGUAUUAUGUUUACAGCCUGCCGAGGGCACGUUUUACGAGAGGUGAUUCCUCCUGUGUUGCAGCCAGAGCCAAAGUUCAACUAGACUUCUUGCAAACACACCAAUUUGCUUUGUCCUCAAACACAUACACACACAUUUAACACUAUUCUCAUCCCGUCUACACACACACUCCAAAUUGUUGCCUCGCACCCAAGAGCUUAAGUCCAAGUUCAGAAAGUCACACUGUUUUCAGGAUGCACACACACAAAGACACGGAGGCUUCUGUUAACCUGAGAGGCAGAGGGUCAAUCCCUGUGAUCCUGCAGCCUACAUGCCUUCCAUACAGACAUGCCGCCGACACCGCAACCCGACUCCCGGCCAGAUUAGGACUAAUCAAGCAUGGCACAGCUCAGGGCAGCAACGGCAUGACACACACAUGUAGACAAACACAUGGAUAUACUGUACUACAAACAUGUGCCAACCCUUCCUCUUUAAAAUUUCUGAUCAAGUAUUUGCCAAAAAUAUGACCACAGAGAGAAAAAUUAUUUCUUGCAUCAAGUAUCAUUAUUAACAGUGCAUGCAACAUUUUAUAAUGUGGAUUUUGCUCCUUGUUUCGGUUUCAGUCUGUUAAAUUUCCUGGCAGUUUUUGAUAGUUCAGGUUUUAUAGGGUUAAUGCUUUCCUACAGAACAUAAAAUGUCUGAAAAUACACAAAUUCCACACCAGUGAGAGUCUAUCCCUCAGAAAACGCGGCUGCUGAAUUGAAAGGUCUAAUUUAAUGUCCAGGUUUGUCUUCCUUCACUUAUUUUUGGCACCAUGUAACAAAUGUGCAUGACACUCUUCCAGAAGUGAAUAGGAAACACCCGCAAACAAAGAAUGAGCAGCUGCUUCGUACUCUGACGCUUUUAUAUACUCUCCAGAUUCACUUCUGUAACUCAACAAGUUGUUGUUGAUAUGACUCUUGUUCAUUUCUGACAUCUGAGGAACUGAAGAUCCAGUGGAUUACUUUUAUUUUUGACAUCCUAACAACAGCAGAAAAUUCUUAGUGAUUGCAUGACGGGCAGCUGAUGCUACCAGUAGCAGGCCGGAGCAACACUGCAUGGAGAAAAGUCUCGAAAAUCGAGUCCCAUUGCAACAGUCAAGCACCUAUCUAUGCUGUCUGCCUUUACAAACAUUCGAGAAAGAAUGAGCCAUUUGAAUAUGAGCAACAAGUCAGUUUGUGAAAUUCUUCCUUAGUACACAUUUCAUGAUCAGCCAUGAGUGGUUUGAUUGCAAAGUGAAAGUGUUUAGGAACCACAGCAACUCAACCAUGAAGUUGUAGAGCAGGGUCACCGGGUGACUGGGUGGCUGGAGCUCCAAACCUCAUCUGUCCUUAACAUCAGCACAAAAAGUGUGCACCGGGAGUCAUGGUUUCCAUGGCUGAGCAGGUCCUGUUGGUGUAAUGUGCACUUUUUUUCCACACAAUAUUUGUGUAAACUGUAGUGUGCACAAUCAGAGUCUUUGAUACGAGUUUGAAACCAAAUAAAAAAAAAAUAUGA